Messenger RNA from Cervus elaphus (red deer), 1190 nucleotides. RefSeq names its product zinc finger protein 736-like. The record is from RefSeq and is a predicted model, not a curated record. NCBI's taxonomy places the organism in Eukaryota, Metazoa, Chordata, Mammalia, Artiodactyla, Cervidae. Bases 108 to 1190 code for a protein of 360 amino acids. The transcript is spliced from 6 exons. Gene Ontology annotation, biological process: regulation of DNA-templated transcription.
GACCCAGAGAUCGAACCCACAUCACCUCGAUGACCUGUAUCAGCAGGCAGAUUCCUUACCACUCAGUCACCUGGGAAUCUACAGUUGCAGGUUAAACAGCUGCAUGGAUGCCUUUGAAGGUAUUUUCUCAAGAUGCAGAUGUGAGUUUGCGACGUAACAUCCCCAGAGAAGACGCAGAGCAGGAGGAAGAAGAGGAGGAAAUGGCAGCUUCUCAGGGGCUGCUGACAUUCCAGGAUGUGACCAUAGAUUUCACUCAAGAGGAGUGGGAAUGCCUGGACCCCGGUCAGCGGGAAUUGUACAGGGACGUGAUGUUAGAGAACUACGGGAAUCUGGCCUGCUUGGGUCUUGUGGUCUCUAAGCCGGACCUGGUCAAGUUUCUGGAGCAAAUGAAGGAUCCCUGGGAUGUAAGGAGAAUGGAGACAGCCAUACACCCAGCUGUGUCUUCUCACGACACCCAGGGUUUGAGGACCCAAAAGCCAGGCUUAGAAGAUUUACUCCCAACAGCAAAGCUAGGAAUAUAUGAAAGAUUUCACCUUGCAAAUUUACAUUUAACCAACGACUGGGAAUCUAUGAGGGCAUAUAAAGAGCGGAGAGCAUGUUAUGAUGGACACAACCAAGUUGGUUCUGUUUCCCAUAAAGUAAACAUUCCCAUCAAAAGAAAUCAAGGAUGUGAAUCAAAUAAGGAAAAACCAAUUUCAGGUGACCACUUUCAGUCAUCAACAUGUGCAGAUAAGUGGAUAUUUGUCAGGAAAAAUCCACAUCAUCUCUUGAAACAUACAUGUUCUCUGAAGGGAAAUGAGGAAAAUUUGGAAAGUCAUCUAGUCUCUACUGCAAAUACUCAUUCAAACCUAUACUCUGAGCAUAGGUGUCUAUUAAAUAUACAUUCAAACAUGUCUGGAAACGAGAAAGUUAAAAAUGAGGGGGAAAAUCCCAAAUACAAUCAAUUUGAGGGAUCCUUUAACAAGGGUUUCUUGUUCUUCAACCAGCAACUAUUUUCUCCUUGUUGCAAAAUCUGUAAUGUUGAAAAUAAUGGGAGAGACCUUAUUCAACCAUCAUUGGUCAAUACAUAUGGAGGUAUAAUUAGUGCGGAACAACUUUCCAAGUGUAACAAAAUGAGGAAUGCUGUAAGCAGGAGCUCUACCCCCAACAAAUACAAGCCACAGAGCACCAAGCUGCGCUCCCUGUGGUAA